UCAUUGUCAUUUUAAAUCCAUUAUUGAAAACCAAUCUUCACUUUAGUUAGCAUUAGAAAAAAAUCAGCGAGUAACCGUGUAAAAAUAAAAUCAAAACAUUUGUAAAUAAAUUGCAAAGUGUUAAACUGUUUAACAGGUUAUCGUUCAAGUAAACUCUAAUUAAAACUAUUGCAUUUUAAUAUUAUAAUUGGUAGGCCAAAAAAGGACAAAAAUGCCACGAGCUAAGUACGUAAAUCACAAGGGCAGAAGCCGUCAUUUUACCAGUCCAGAAGAAUUAGAAGAGCAGCGCAAGAAGAAAAAUGAUGGUGAAUCGGAAGAAGAUGAAUCAGAUGAGGAGGAAGAUGAAGAUGGUAGUGAGGAAGGUUCAUCGGAUAGUGAUUUCGAAGACGCACAUAAAAAUAAGGGUGUACAGGGUCUAAUUGAAAUUGAAAAUCCAAAUCGUGCCGUGAAGAAAACCGCUGAAAAAGUAUCAAAAAUUGAUUUAAAUGCAGCGAGUUCAUCAAAAGCAGAACUAUCUCGACGUGAACGUGAAGAAUUGGAAAAGCAACGGGCCCAAGCUCAUUAUCAAAAACUUCAUGCUGAGGGCAAAACGGACCAAGCUCGAUCUGAUUUGGCUAGAUUGGCCAUAAUUAAGCAACACCGUGCUGAGGCAGCCGCACGACGAGAAGCCGAAAAGAAAGAAAAAGAGGAUAAGAAGAAAUCUGGAUCGAAGUCUUAAUAUCGGAUUUCGUUACAUUGAAUUAAAAAAAAUUGCUGUUCAAACUCGCAGAAUCCAAUACAAAAAAGAAUUUAAAAAAACAUUUAGGCGUUUUUGUAUUGCUCAUUUCGUUUGAGUACAUAUGAAAGAAAUACUUGAAUUAAUAAAAUCAAACACAUUUUUGUUAUAUCACAAUUCAUAUGGACGAUAUCUGGUUAACCACAGAUCAUAUGGAUAUCGUUUUGAUGUAAAACAAAUGUUAAAAUAAAUAAAGAGCAUCUAGAAACUCGAUUGACUAUCAA
This is a messenger RNA of Contarinia nasturtii (swede midge), 999 nucleotides long. RefSeq names its product 28 kDa heat- and acid-stable phosphoprotein-like. The coding region runs from base 212 to 718 and encodes 168 amino acids. Lineage: Eukaryota; Metazoa; Arthropoda; Insecta; Diptera; Cecidomyiidae. The record is from RefSeq and is a predicted model, not a curated record. Gene Ontology annotation, molecular function: RNA binding. Gene Ontology annotation, cellular component: cytosol. The transcript is spliced from 4 exons.